AUGAAGACAAUCCAUUGUUUAACAGCUCUCGGCUUUCUGGCUGGUACUCUCGAGGCUCUGCCAGAUAUUGCAGCCAGGACCCACCAAGGAAUAUUCCACGGUGUCCGAGUGCAUGACAAAGUAGAUGCCUUUCUUGGGAUCCCAUAUGCCAAACCUCCUAUAGGCGAUCUUCGGUUCCGCCCUCCACAGCCUCUUGACACAGGCGACGAACAUACAAUCGUCAAUGCAACUCAAUUCGGUCCUGUGUGCUAUCAGUUCCGGUACAAGACCGUGCUAGGAGACAACCUAGCACCAACGACCCCCGAGUCGGAGGACUGCUUGUCACUGAACGUCUUCGCACCACGAGCACGCCCAAAAUCCAAAUUGCUGCCAGUUUUGGUCUGGUUAUAUGGAGGUGCUUUCAGUGAGGGAGGCUCCAGUGCUCCAUUAUUUAACCCUACCGGCCUCGUCGCAAACCAGCCCGAUAUCAUCGUUGUCACUUUGAAUUACCGUCUCAACAUGUUCGGAUUUCCCAACUCUCCCGCGAUUCCAAUCGACCAGCAGAAUCUUGGUAUUCGAGACACACGAGCAGCAUUGGAAUGGCUGCGCAAGAACCUCGCUGCAUUCGGUGGCGAUCCAACUAGAAUCACACUUGGCGGCCAGUCUGCAGGUGCAGAUACUGCUGCCGUGCUGACCUAUGCAUUCAAAGAUGACCCGAUCGUGCAAGGUCUGAUCCUGCAGAGCGGGGUUCCAGAAUAUAUCGGGCCCCAGGAUGAUUUUGUAUUCAUUCAGGCAGCAGAGAAAGUCGGAUGCAGAAAUGCUGCAAACAGAACGAUUGAGCUAAGCUGCAUGAAAUCAGUCCCUGCGCCGGUUCUGCACAGAGCGCUUUCCAACCUUACGGUCAACCCGUUCGGUACGACUGGAGGGGCCCCGAUGAUUGAUAAUAUCACUCUUUAUUCUGCAGAAGAGUAUGGCCGUCUAGGCUUGGCUGGCACUUUUGCGAAGGUGCCUGUCCUGAUGGGCAUCACGAACAAUGAAGCUGAUGGGGUUCUGAACUGGUCUGAAAAGGGCGGUGUCAACAAGACCAUUUCAGAUAUCCUCGAAACCACAUAUUUCAAUUGUCCCAUGUCUAAAGAAGCCUCUUUCCGGGUGAAGCAUCAUGUUCCAGUGUGGCGAUAUCGCUACAUGGGAAUCUUCCCAACGGUGACAUUCUUCCCGUGGCUAGGACCUUACCAUCAAGCGGAUAUUGCAUUUGCCUUAGGGUCAUACAGGCAUCUCCAGCCUCACAAAAAGCCGCAGUGGUACGAAGUGGCCGCCAGCGAUUACCUUCAAACAGCGUGGGCGGCAUUCAUCAAGUCUCCGGGGGAUGGACUGUUAAGGAAGAUGGGUUGGCCGAUGUACAAUCCGAACGGCACGACCCUUGUCGAACUCUUCGCUAAUAACACCCCGACUGCCCGUCUCCGAGACCCGGCCGAUUUUGAUGCUAUUUGCUCUAAUCCACCUCCAAUGCCGACGGACUUGUGGUCCUAA
Messenger RNA from Aspergillus pseudoviridinutans, 1509 nucleotides. RefSeq lists its product as uncharacterized. Lineage: Eukaryota; Fungi; Ascomycota; Eurotiomycetes; Eurotiales; Aspergillaceae. The record is from RefSeq and is a predicted model, not a curated record. The coding region runs from base 1 to 1509 and encodes 502 amino acids. The transcript has 7 exons.